UGUGUAUUAGACUGUACGUGCCAGUUCAUUGAGUGAAGUAAAAUGGGUCUUCAAACAGCUUAGGUUCAUGUUAUCGUCCAACACUUUGUUUUACCCUUACCAACAAAAUAAGAAGUGUUAUGUGAUGUUAUAAAGUACUGUUUUGAUAUUAUAUUUGCUUUAUGUGUUCUAAUCUUCCACCCAGACCUGUCCUUACAGCAGUCUCUACAAGAUAUGCCACAGACAUCAAGACUCGAGAAGGCUGAAGAAGGCCUGUUUGUGGUUCAGUCUCCACAAAAUCAACAAAAGCUAUCUUCAAGGACCAAAAGUAUUGAGAAGGUGCUUUCACCUCUGCGGGAUCACCCAGUGACCUCUGCAGCAGCAAAGGCUAACGAAACUGGAGCCCCCACUCUGCAAACAGGUCUACAGGAGGCUAAGCAGACGAUUGAGGAUCAAAAAAAAGAGAUUGCCAUCCUAAAAGACUGGGUAGACACACUUAAAGAGGAGCGAGAUUUUCUCAGGGAAAGACUCAAAGAGGCUCUUGCAGUAAGAAGUGAUAAGGGUGGGGAUGUGGCCAGCAAUAUUCCACCUAUAAGGCAGGCAUCUGGACAAAGGAAACUGGAGUCAAAUGUAACUGAUUCAUCAUCCUCUGAUUCAUCAUCUGAUUCAGAGCCAGAUUCUGAGUCCUCAGGGGCUAAGAAAGCUAAGAAGAAAAAGUCCCAUCCAAAAAAGGCCAAAAAAAUGGGCAAGAAACUAAGAGUCAAAACCCCUGACGACUCCAUCCGCCGCUACAACAUGGUGUUGGAGAAGAUUAAAAAGGAUCACAUCAGCAAAGCUGAAGCUUAUGCAAGGCUUGGGGUAGAUCGAAAUACCAUCGUGUCGCAGGCUCCGAUUGCCGAACUUGCAGCCGCUAACCCAGAUCUGUUCCGCACGUUGAGGUCCACUUUUAAAAGAAAGGACAGCCUGAAAGGGUUUGCUGAAACUUGCAGGGGUUUUUGUGAGCAGGAGCCUACAGCUUCAGCUAUCCUAAAGAAAAAAGCCGACGGAUCCUUACUGGAUAUUUACAAGAACUAAGCUAUGUUCUGUAUGCCAUGUGUUUGUGCUAUUUAUUUAUUUGUUUACUGUAUUUUUUUUUUUUUUGUUCAGCAUUAAAUAUUUCAUGAGGAGUUAAUGCCAGUAGCUUGAAGGUGGCUUCUUUCCUUAAAAAUACUAAGCUGUUGUGUUCUGUUGUUGCUUUUUUUCAUCUUUUUUUCUCUCUAAAAGUUAAUGGUAGAAUGGUGGAAUUUCUUCUCAGCUCUUUCCAGGCGUUGAUGUUGAUUUUACUGGGACCAGAACUUGGUUACUGUUCAAGAAUAAAACAGAAAGUUAAGAUC
Clarias gariepinus (North African catfish) is the source of this 1352-nucleotide messenger RNA. RefSeq names its product coiled-coil domain-containing protein 106-like. The transcript has 6 exons. The record is from RefSeq and is a predicted model, not a curated record. Bases 214 to 1053 code for a protein of 279 amino acids. Gene Ontology annotation, cellular component: nucleoplasm. NCBI's taxonomy places the organism in Eukaryota, Metazoa, Chordata, Actinopteri, Siluriformes, Clariidae.